UGUUUGCAAAAGUCAAGGCUCUUCACAGAGGAAGUAACCAUGAUGUUGUUUUCUCCGUAUCUGCAAGGAAAAGGGCGGCGGAACUUGAGCUCCCCGCCCACCGGCGGAUGACAGGGGCGCGGGAAAAGGGUCGUCGACCAGCGAUGCGUGGGCCGGCCUUCAUGUUCAACGACCACACCACCAGCAUGACCGCCGAGGAGGAGCGCUUUCUGGACGCCGCCGAGUAUGGCAACAUCCCUGUGGUCCGCAAGAUGCUGGAGGAGUCCACCACGCUCAAUGUCAACUGUGUGGACUACAUGGGCCAGAAUGCAUUGCAGCUUGCGGUGGGCAACGAGCAUCUGGAGGUGAUGGAACUGCUCUUGCGGAGGGACAACCUGGCACGCAUCGGUGACGCCUUACUCCUGGCUAUCUCAAAAGGGUAUGUUAGGAUCGUGGAAGCCAUCUUGGCCCAUCCAUCCUUCCAAGCCAGCGAGCGGCUGACGCGGAGUCCGUGUGAGCUGCAGGACGAUGACUUCUACUCGUAUGACGAGGAUGGCACACGCUUCUCGCCCGACAUCACCCCCAUCAUUCUGGCUGCACACUGCCAGAAGUACGAGGUGGUACACAUGCUGCUGUUGAAGGGCGCUCGCAUUGAGCGGCCACAUGACUACUUUUGCAAGUGCCCAGAAUGCACCGAGAAACAGGGCAAAGACGCUUUCAGCCACUCACGUUUGCGCAUCAAUGCCUACCGGGGCCUGGCUAGCCCGGCGUACCUUUCACUGUCUAGCGAGGACCCGGUGCUCACCGCGCUGGAGCUCAGCAAUGAACUGACCAAGUUGGCCAACAUCGAGAAGGAGUUCAAGAAUGACUAUCGCAAGCUGUCUAUGCAGUGUAAGGACUUUGUAGUGGGAGUGCUGGACCUCUGUCGGGACACGGAGGAAGUGGAAGCCAUUUUGAAUGGAGAUGUUACUGCUGAGAAGGAGGCGGGGAAGGGCCUUCGCUCUCUCCUGAGCAGGGUCAAACUGGCCAUCAAGUACGAGGUGAAAAAGUUUGUGGCCCACCCCAACUGCCAGCAGCAGCUGUUGACGAUCUGGUAUGAGAACCUGUCGGGCCUGAGGGAGCAGACCAUCGCUGUGAAGUGCCUGGUGGUGGUGGCGGUGGCCUUUGGUCUGCCCCUACUGGCCAUGGGCUACUGGUUCGCUCCCUGCAGUCGGCUAGGAAAUGUCCUGCGCAGCCCCUUCAUGAAGUUUGUGGCCCAUGCCGCCUCCUUCAUCAUCUUCCUGUGCCUGCUGUUGUUCAACGCAUCAGACCGCUUCCAGGGCAUCAGCACCAUGCCAAACGUGACCGUCACUGACCACCCCAUGCAGAUCUACCGGGUCAAGACCACCGAAUUCAGCUGGACCGAGAUGCUCAUCAUGGUCUGGGUCACAGGGAUGAUGUGGUCGGAGUGUAAGGAGCUGUGGACCGAGGGGCCCAGGGAGUACAUGCAGCAGCUGUGGAACGUUCUGGACUUCGGCAUGCUUUCCAUCUUCAUUGCCGCUUUCACCGCUCGGUUCUUUGCCUUCCUCCAGGCCACCAGAGCCCAGCAGUACGUCAACGAAAAGAUCCACACCACCGACCUCUCCCUAGUGACCCUACCCCCGGAGGUCAAAUACUUUACCUACGCAAGGGACAAAUGGCUGCCAUCGGACCCCCAGCUGAUCUCCGAAGGGCUGUACGCCAUCGCUGUGGUGCUGAGCUUCACACGCAUCGCUUACAUUCUGCCGGCUAAUGAGAGCUUUGGACCACUCCAGAUCUCCCUGGGCCGCACGGUCAAAGACAUCUUCAAGUUCAUGGUCCUGUUCAUCAUGGUCUUCCUGGCGUUCAUGAUCGGCAUGUUCAUCCUCUAUUCUUACUACUUGGGUGCCAAGGUCAACCCGGCCUUCACCACGGUGGAGGAGAGCUUCAAGACUCUGUUCUGGUCUAUAUUUGGACUGUCCGAGGUGUCCUCUGUGGUGCUCAAGUACAACCACAAGUUCAUCGAGAACAUUGGCUAUGUGCUCUAUGGAAUCUACAACGUGACCAUGGUGGUGGUGUUGCUCAACAUGCUGAUCGCCAUGAUCAACAGCUCCUAUCAAGAAAUCGAGGACGAUGCGGACGUGGAGUGGAAGUUUGCACGCUCCAAGCUAUGGCUGUCGUACUUUGACAACGGCAAGACACUGCCUCCUCCCUUCAGCAUCGUUCCCACUCCCAAGUCCUUCUACCACCACAUCAGGUGGAUAGUCGGCAUGAUGCAUUGCCGACAAAGGAGUGUGAAGAAGGAUCAAGAGCUGGGGUUGGACAGUUCAAAGUCCAGGCUCAAUCUCUUCACCCAGUCCAACCUACGCAUUGCAGAGUCCCACAGCAUUCUGAACCAACCCACUUGCUAUCAGCAAAUCAUGAAGCGACUCAUCAAACGCUACGUUUUGAAAGCACAAGUGGACAAAGAAAACGACGAGGUCAAUGAAGGUGAACUGAAAGAAAUCAAGCAGGACAUCUCCAGUUUACGUUACGAACUCCUGGAAGACAAGUCUCAGGCUACAGAGGAGCUGUCCUUGCUUAUCCAGAAACUGAGUGACAAAUUGAACCUAGGCCCUACUACACGCUUGCCCUACAAGUGACACCCUCCCCCACCAACCCACAGUUCAAGAGAUGCAAGAGGGAAGUGUAUAUCAAAGCAGCCAACAUCCCAGCAUUUCCCCACACACUUCACAGUAACCCACUGGCCAGGUUGUUUUGUAAAUGAUAAUGUGCUAUUUUGCAUGAAGGUAGUUUAAACAGACAAAAACAGCACAAGGAAAUAGCGAAAAUGAUUGCCUCACUCUUCUGUUGUAGGGAGAGGCUGCCCUUAGAUGUUAAGAUUGGGGGAGCGGAAGCUGAUCCUAGAUCUGUACCUAGAGGAAACUUCACCUGAAAGCCACAAUUUUCCAUUAUGACAAAGAUUGUGUUACUGUUAGAGAUUUUUCAGAUGAAUAUUAAAUAUUGGCGGGGGUUCUAAGCUGACAUAUGGAAUUGUUUUAAGAUGGUCACUAUGGAUCAUACUAUGGAUCAUUUAGCUAUUUGAAUUAGAAUUUUUGGACCCCUUUAGG
Molecule: messenger RNA, 3086 nt
Organism: Oncorhynchus tshawytscha (Chinook salmon)
Lineage: Eukaryota; Metazoa; Chordata; Actinopteri; Salmoniformes; Salmonidae
Product: short transient receptor potential channel 3
Exons: 11
Coding region: 108-2618 (836 amino acids)
Biological process (GO): regulation of cytosolic calcium ion concentration; manganese ion transport; calcium ion transmembrane transport
Cellular component (GO): membrane; cation channel complex
Molecular function (GO): store-operated calcium channel activity; inositol 1,4,5 trisphosphate binding; protein binding
Source: RefSeq, a predicted model, not a curated record